CCGAGUUGAGCUUCUUCUCAGAGACACGCGGCUGGCGACUGCAGAGCAGAGGCUAAAAUCCCCAGACGCCGGGUCUUCUGGGCUGGGCUUUCCCCGCCUUCCUGCUCUGUCUCACUCGCUCCCCUCCUGCGUUCUGGAUUUUACAGUGGGCUCAGGAAACAGCUUUACCUGUCAGUGACAAAGCUCACGUCCUUUGCAGGAAGUGUUCAACCCCUGGUAUGGCAGACUUUUCUCUACAGCAGCAGAAGGGACUACGGUGCCAAGACAAUAAGAACACCUGCCUGACAAAGCGGGAAGCUGACUCAAGGGGCAAAGUCAAGCUGAGCUGAAUUCUUUGGAAACCUACAAGAGUCAUCAUUCAGAGAGGGGCUCUGAUGGAGCUCCCUAGGCAUUGACUGCUCUUUUCAGAAGUCUGGACUCCCUGAUCUCUAAGGCCUCUCAAGCUAAAGGACACUUAUCUGUGAAGGUGAGCACCGCAGAUAUUUUGCACAUGAACCCUGAAGGGAGCCUCUGAUAUAUUGCCUGUAGCAAGAAGAAGGGACCAGCACGAAGAAAAACAUGCCAUCUGCACUUGCUUUCAUGCUACUUGUUCUCAACAUCAGCCUCCUGACUGGACAGUCACCACCUGGAAAACCUAAGAUCCACAAAUGCCGUUCCCCUGACAAGGAAACAUUCACCUGCUGGUGGAAUCCUGGGUCAGAUGGAGGACUUCCUACCAAUUAUUCACUAACUUACAGCAAAGAAGGAGAGAAAACCACCUAUGAAUGUCCAGACUACAAAACCAGUGGCCCCAACUCCUGUUUCUUUAGCAAGCAGUACACUUCUAUAUGGAAAAUAUACAUCAUCACGGUAAAUGCCACGAACCAAAUGGGAAGCAGUGCCUCAGAUCCACUUUAUGUGGAUGUGACUUACAUCGUUGAGCCAGAGCCUCCUCAGAACCUGACUUUAGAAGUGAAACAACUAAAAGACAAAAAAACAUAUCUGUGGGUAAAAUGGUUCCCACCCACCAUAACUGAUCUAAAAACUGGCUGGUUUACAAUGGAAUAUGAAAUUCGAUUAAAGUCUGAAGAAGCAGAAGAGUGGGAGAUCCAUUUUACAGGUCAACAAACACAAUUUAAGGUUUUUGACUUAUAUCCAGGACAAAAGUAUCUUGUCCAAACUCGCUGUAAGCCAGACCAUGGAUACUGGAGUAGAUGGAGCCAAGAGAAUUCCAUUGAAAUACCAAAUGACUUCACCUUGAAAGACACAACCGUGUGGAUCAUUGUGGCUGUUCUCUCUGCUGUCAUCUGUUUAAUUAUGGUCUGGGCAGUGGCUUUGAAGGGCUAUAGCAUGAUGUCCUGCAUCUUCCCACCAGUUCCUGGGCCAAAAAUAAAAGGAUUUGAUACUCACCUGCUAGAGAAGGGCAAGUCUGAAGAACUGCUGAGUGCCUUGGGGUGCCAAGACUUUCCCCCCACUUCUGACUGUGAGGACUUGCUGGUCGAAUUCUUAGAAGUGGAUGACAAUGAGGACGAGCGGCUAGUGCCAUCCCAUUCCAAAGAGUAUCCAGGACAAGGUGUUAAACCCACACACCUAGAUCCUGACAGUGACUCUGGUCACGGAAGCUAUGACAGCCAUUCUCUUUUGUCUGAAAAGUGUGAGGACCCCCAGGCCUACCCUCCUACUUUCCACAUCCCUGAGAUCAUUGAGAAGCCAGAGAAUCCUAAGGCAAAUAUUCCUCCCACUCCUGAUCCCCAAAGUACCACUCCCAAUUUUCAUGCAGAUGCAUCCAAAUCUUCAACAUGGCCUUUACCGCCUGGCCAACACAUGCCCAGAUCUCCUUACCACAGCAUUGCAGAUGUGUGCAAGCUAGCUGGAAGUCCUGUGGAUACACUGGACUCUUUCUUGGACAAAGCAGAAGAAAAUGUUCUAAAGUUGUCUAAAGCCCUUGAGACUGGAGAGGAAGAAAUGCCUAAGCAAGAGGGGCCAAAAAGCUUCCCUUCUGACAAACAAAACACACCUUGGCCGCUGCUCCAGGAGAAAGCCCCCACUGUCUAUGCUAAACCCCCAGAUUACGUGGAGAUUCACAAAGUCAACAAAGAUGGAGUGCUUUCAUUAUUCCCCAAGCAGAGAGAAAACAACCAGACAGAAAAGCCUGGGGUUCCUGAAACCAGUAAGGAGUAUGCCAAGGUGUCUGGGGUUAUGGAUAACAACAUCCUGCUGUUAGUACCAGACUCACGAGCCCAGAACACAGCCUUGCUUGGGGAAUCAGCCAAGAAGGCGCCACCCUCGCUUGAACAGAAUCAAUCUGAGAAAGAUCUGGCCAGCUUUGCUGCAACCUCAAGCAACCACAGACACCAACUGGGCAGGUUGGAUUACCUGGAUCCUACAUGCUUCAUGCAUUCCUUUCACUGAUAGCUAGACUUAUGGAACGAUUGGCUAAAAUGUGAUUUCUCUUCAGGUAACACUACAAAGUCAUGAAGUAAUGUGGUCUGCUAGCAAAUGUUACAGGAUGUGGGUAUAAAAAAAAGAAAAACACUACUUCACUCCUUCUCACGCUUAUGUUCAGCACUUGCC
Grammomys surdaster is the source of this 2553-nucleotide messenger RNA. It is a transcript of the gene Prlr, whose product is annotated as prolactin receptor. Gene Ontology annotation, cellular component: membrane; external side of plasma membrane; signaling receptor complex. Gene Ontology annotation, biological process: cytokine-mediated signaling pathway. NCBI's taxonomy places the organism in Eukaryota, Metazoa, Chordata, Mammalia, Rodentia, Muridae. The record is from RefSeq and is a predicted model, not a curated record. Gene Ontology annotation, molecular function: cytokine binding; cytokine receptor activity. Bases 559 to 2391 code for a protein of 610 amino acids. The transcript is spliced from 11 exons.